CGUCGCGGCGGCCCAAGAUGGCGCAGACGGUGAACGUGGGGGAGCUGCCGCUGCCGCAGCUGGAGCUGCUCAAGGGGCAGCUGGAUCAGGAGGUGGAGUUCCUCUCGUCCUCUAUUGCUCAGCUCAAGGUGGUGCAGACCAAGUAUGUGGAAGCCAAGGACUGCCUCAACGUGCUCAACAAGAGCAAUGAAGGGAAGGACCUGCUGGUGCCCCUCACCAGCUCUAUGUAUGUCCCAGGGAAGCUCUCGGAUGUCGAGCGUGUCCUGAUCGAUGUCGGAACUGGCUACUAUGUGGAGAAGACAGCAGAUGACGCCCGAGACUUUUUCAAGCGGAAAAUCGACUUCCUGACGAAGCAGAUGGAGAAGAUCCAGCCAGCACUGCAGGAGAAACAUGCUAUGAAGCAGGCCGUGGUGGAAAUGAUGAGCCAGAAGAUCCAGCAGCUCACGGCCUUGGGAGCCACGCAGGGUGCGACCACCAAGGCUUAGCCUUCAGCCUCACAGGCCCCCCUCCUCGCCAUUGCCGCUGGGAUGGGAGCCGAGGCUGGAGGGAGCCGUGGGGUGCAGCGCAGCCCCCGACCCCAUCCUGGCUCUCUCUGUCCUGGUUCUCCAGCGCCUCUUUCCACCCCCAUGGUGCCCGGCAGCACCAGCCCCCACUUUUUGUAGGCAGCAUCUUGCUGCCGCGGUG
Haliaeetus leucocephalus (bald eagle) is the source of this 684-nucleotide messenger RNA. It is a transcript of the gene PFDN5, whose product is annotated as prefoldin subunit 5. Gene Ontology annotation, cellular component: prefoldin complex; cytoplasm. Gene Ontology annotation, biological process: protein folding; regulation of DNA-templated transcription. The transcript is spliced from 6 exons. The coding region runs from base 18 to 485 and encodes 155 amino acids. Lineage: Eukaryota; Metazoa; Chordata; Aves; Accipitriformes; Accipitridae. The record is from RefSeq and is a predicted model, not a curated record.